Owenia fusiformis is the source of this 3744-nucleotide messenger RNA. Lineage: Eukaryota; Metazoa; Annelida; Polychaeta; Sabellida; Oweniidae. The record is from the annotation of a GenBank genome assembly.
AUUGUGGGAUCGCAAGUGUUCUCAAAAAUAAAUAAAUCAAAUCAUUCAACGAAUUCCCUCUUUUCAGACAUAUAAUUGAUCUCUAAAUAUUCCCAGCCAUCUAAUCUAACAUUUGAAAGCAAAUUUCGACAAAUUAUAUUAGUAGAAAGGAUGGAAUAAUGUAUUUCUCAGAAGGGUCUUGGAGUCGUGACGUCAUUAAUUAGGGACCCAAUACAAAGUUAUUGUGAAGAAGAUUAUUGAAAUCGAUCAAUAAAUAUCCCGAUUUUGCCACAAUGGAGACCUCCAAAAUACAGUUUGUUGGUAAAUCCUGUGGUAAACAUGGUCAAUAUACAUUUUUCAAAGCCUUGAAAUACUCCAGAGGAGAAAAAUAUAGAAUUGUGUCUUUGGGGGAAUUUUUCUUCCUAAAAGUGUCUGACAAUUCUGGAGUCGGCAUUGGUGAGUUACAACUUUUGUGGGAGGAGAAAGGUCAACCAAUACCCCUAGUGAGUGUACGCUUGUACUUCCUUCCCGAGAAUACACCUGAUGGUCGUCACAAAGAUCAUGGAAAGGAUGAAAUCUUAGCUGUGGCAGAGAAGAUUGUCCUGAAGGGAGAGGAUCUUGUAAAUUGGAUCAUCGAUGACCCCAAUGUGACUUGGGACCAAGGUCAUUUACCAACCUAUAUCAAACCAACUUCACAGAGUAACUCCAUAAAGAAAGCAUUUGCUAUAAAUAACCCAAGACUUGAACUGGGAGAUGUAAAUGAAGAGAAAAAUGCAUUGGGUGAUCUUCAAGUUGCCCCAAGUAAUACAGAUGUCCUCAUUGUGAGUUAUUCAACAUAUUGCCGCUACAAGGCAGUUCUGAAACGGCUAGAGGGAUGCACAGAUAAGUGGUUAACAAAUGCUGUCGUCCAAGCAAUAGGUGGCAUUACUGUCUCAAAACCCAACACACGUAUCUUGUUUUGCCGUCAGACUUUUGAGUCAGAGGAUAUUCAAGGACAUAAAUUCCGCUGCGAACACUUAGCACCAAACCUGAAAGGGCGUCCACGCAAAAGAAAGGUAAAGCUAAAAGAUGGAAUGGAUUCAGAUUCUGCUUCAAAUGAUGCUGAUUAUCAACAAGCAGUACAGAACUCACUCCUCACAUCCAUGAAGGAGAAGCUUCAAGAAUCCAAAGAGAAGCCAAUAGAAAAGCAGCGUCCAAACGGAGUAUCCUCCAAUAAGACUAUUAAAGGUAAUGGUCAGGAGAUGAAUGAACAAGAAUUCCUGGUUGCUCUCCAUCAGUUCAUGAGGGAGCGAGGGACACCGAUAGAGAGGAUACCUUCUCUUGGAUUCAAGACAAUUGACCUCUAUUUAUUUUACACGUUUGCUCAGAAACUUGGAGGAUAUACUGAGGUGAGCCAAAAGCGUUUGUGGAAGUAUCUCUAUGACAACAUGGGUGGUAACCCUAACAACACUGCAGCUGCCACAUGCACACGACGCAACUACGAGAAGUUAUUAUUACCAUUUGAGCGUCAUGUCAAAGGUGACAUGACAACUGGUGAUGUCAUACCUGUCAAUAAACAUCCUGGGAGGAAGCGGGUUAGUGACAUCAUCAAGGAAAAUGAAAAGUUAUUAGUACCUAAUGUUGAUAAAAGAUGGCAACCCCAGAGCUCCCAUAAUGCAUCGGCUGAUGUUAAGAACAGCAAGAGGGAACUAGAAUGGGAGGAGCGUCGUAAACAAAUCUUAAAACAAGGAUCAACAGGGUACAACCACAGGCCCUUACCCCCAGGCUUUUCCCAUCCAUCAAUGCCUUGGAACCAGCCAGAUAUGUCUAAGUCUGUCCCUGGGACUAGCAGGCAAAAUGUAACUGGGGGUAGUAGACAGUCAAUUCCUGGGGGGAAUAAGAAGGAAGCUCAUCGUGUAACAGGAGAUGUAAAUACUCAUAUCACAAAAUCAUUGGGUUCGAUGACCAAGAUGGAACAUUUACGAAACGUUGCACCAGGAAGUGGUUAUCGUGGAGCACGUACCCCUACUGUUAUUAACACGCCACCUAUUCCCCAUAGAUAUGUUCCAGUGAAACACCAGGGGAUCGCUCAUUCUUGUCCUAUAUCAUACCCACCAUAUACUGUCAAACUAGAGACAUAUAGGCCCUCUGUGAUUCAUCACACCCCUCAAGGGGAAAGCUCUAGUACCUCAACUACACAAUCGAACACUAACAAAAGGCAUUUACCUGCUGCUAAAGAUCACAUAAAUCCUUACACUAAGCGAAAAAAAAUUGAGAAAGAGCCUUUUGAUCCUAAGUGUUUUUUGCCUAAGGAUAAGGAAAAUGGUAACUCUGGUGAUUUACAAACAGUUGCUCUUGACUUAUGUGUUAAGCCACAUAGUAUUGCAUUGAACAGUCCAAGGUCUCAAACCUCUACUCCACAAACACCCCCCAUCCCCUCUUAUGACCCUUACGCCAUACAGGAGGAGCCCAUAUCCCUAGUGGUACGUCCUAGGGAUGGAGAUCGUGGUCCCGAACGUACUGCAAUCACACCAUCUGUGAGUCCCAGAAUGCCAAGUCCAAGCAUUGCGGCACAACGCUCAGCAACGUCAAAGAAUCUUACAAUCACAGGGAAGCCAAAUUCUCCACUGGCAGUUCUCAAUAAUCACCGUGAUGUCAGUUCUAAUCCUAAUGCAAUACAUAGUAACAAUCGUCCCAUUAUUUCACACCCUCGUCCAGCACAUGUUAACACUCAGGCUGCACAUUCCAGAGUUCCCGCUGAACGGGGUAUUAAUGUGCCACAAUACUCACCAGGUGGCAGCACCAUGGUCCAUCCAGCAUUUGCUCUUCGACCCUCACUCUCCAGGACGUCAUCCCCAGGAUCCCAGCACAGCUACCCAUCAGGGUCCCUCCCCAGUACCUACAGAACUGUCCCAAACUCUAGCCAGUUAACGCCAGCUCUUUAUAAACAAUAUUAUGGAAGCCAGAGAAAAUGAUCAAUCCCACCAAAAAUAUCACAAUGAACAUGUGUAUUUCACUGAGCAGAAAUUGGCAAGACAAAAAGCAGAUAGCUAGACAUCAAUAAUGGUUAAAGUGGUUCUGACCUGUAAAUGAUUACACACCAUGUGUUAUAAAUACAUCAAGAUUUGAAUUUCUUUUUUGUUCCAAUAAUAAAUACCAGUAGUCCAAGAAAUGUUCAUGCCUGCAAAUGGGAAACUUAGUAUAUAUUUUGCUCAAAAAUACCCAAAUGAGUCCAGUUCCACAAUAAAGCAGUAUAUUUUUGUGCCAUAUGUUUAAGCAAUAAAAACCAAGAUUAUAUGAAUAAUGGCGCAAUACAUGAUCGAAAAUUUUAUUCUGAUCAUUGUUUUAAAAAACCAAAAUCACAUAGCGAUUGAGGUCUUUGGCAAUCCUAGGUCAUUAUGUUUGCCAUAAAUCAUAGAGUUGAGGUCUUAAUUUGUUGCGAUUCUAAUAUGAUAAGGAAGAUCAGAAAAACAAUUACUAGUUUGCAUUUAUGAAAUUAAGUGGUCAUACAUACUAGAUUAAGACCAGUAAAUGGAUUGUUCUAGUUAUUGUGACGUCAUGUAUCAUAUUAGAAUACAAAAUAUACUAUAGAAAGCUCUCCUAUCAGAUAUUAUGAAGAAAUAAGCAUGGCCAAUGUGAUGAAUGUUGAUGAUGUGAUAGCCAUUUUCCACACUUUUUAAACCAUUAGUUAGUUUAAGAAUGUAUGUAGCCUUUAUACUUUUUUAUUGGUAUAUUAUAAAUCGGUAUUAGGAGUAUAUUACACAGGCCCGUAGCCAGGAUUUGCCA